AAUAGCCACUUCCAGAGAGCAGUACUCCCGGGAACUUCCGUGUGUGCAAUGGACAAGGAUCCCGGGAUCUGGGCCCUGCUGGAGCGGGCACCAAUUGACUGGACGGAGCCAUGGCUGAUAGGACUCUUUGCAUUCCACAUAUUGUGCUUCGCAGUCACCUGCAUUUCCUUUAAAUAUUACAGACUUCAGAUUGCUCACUUUCUGCUGAUGGUUUUAUUAGUGAGCUGUGCAGAAUACAUCAAUGAAUUUGCAGCUUUUAAUUGGAGGUCAUUUUCAAAACAGCAAUACUUUGAUUCCACCGGGAUGUUUAUUUCUUUGGUACUUUCAGCACCAUUGCUAUGUAAUGCAAUAAUCAUUGUGAUUCAUUGGGUAUACAAAACAUUGUCAGUCAUGACCGAACUAAAAGUGGUGCAGCGGAAAAGAAAGGAGGCAAGGAAAAAGCAAAAUAAAUCUGAGUAAUUGCGUGCAUUGAGGUUUACGGAAACAGCUUUACACAAGAACAUGAUGCCCAUAUCCAUUGUGACAGAGAAGCUCCUGGUACACAAAUGUUGACAUGGGGAUAUUGACAUGUUCUGAAAGGGAGCAAAUUCAGACUGUUUUUAAAGUUUAUAUUUUUAUUUGUAUUUUAAAUACAACUUGGUGUUUUUAAACAUGA
Molecule: messenger RNA, 655 nt
Organism: Spea bombifrons (plains spadefoot toad)
Lineage: Eukaryota; Metazoa; Chordata; Amphibia; Anura; Pelobatidae
Gene: TMEM18
Product: transmembrane protein 18
Exons: 5
Coding region: 49-459 (136 amino acids)
Cellular component (GO): nuclear membrane
Source: RefSeq, a predicted model, not a curated record